Messenger RNA from Blepharisma stoltei, 786 nucleotides. NCBI's taxonomy places the organism in Eukaryota, Ciliophora, Heterotrichea, Heterotrichida, Blepharismidae. The record is from the annotation of a GenBank genome assembly.
AUGGAAGUCAAACGAUAUUUCGGGGCUUGUGAAUAUAUUGGGACUAGCUUUUUUGGCUGGCAAAGUCAAGGCACAGAAAAUGCUACAGUAGCUGGGCUGAUAGAAUUCGGCAUAAAACACAUUUUAGCAAAACCUAUUAAACAAGGAAAUAUUGAAUUUGUGGAACUAAAAGGGUCAAGCAGAACAGACACAGGAGUCCACGCAAUUUAUAACACUUUUCACAUAGACUUCAAGCGAAACCCACAGUUUGGCAUGAUUCCUCCUGAAAACUUGUUAAUAGGACUGAAUAGGAGUUUUGAGAAAAAUAAUGCAGGCAUAAAAAUCCUAGAAAUGCGAGAAGUCCCAUUAGAUUUUCAUGCAAGAUUUUCAGCAGUUUCCCGUGAAUAUAUUUACAAGCUAUUUAUUGGUCCAGAAUCAGUGUUUUUAUUAGAAUUUUAUUGAAUUUUAGAAGAAUUAAAUAUCAAUAAGCUUGAAGAAGCUCUAGGAAUUUUUGAAAAUAAAAUCAGCCUAAACGACAUCUGCAAGGUAAAGCAAGAAAAGUAUGAAGACGACCAAGUAAAAAUCGACGCCUGAAUGGACAUAAAAGAAAAUGAAAUCCUCCUGCAUUUUCGAUCAACAAAAUUUUUUUGGCACCAAAUCCGCUAUAUGGUUGGCGCCUUGGUGGAUUUUUCCUGCGGAAAAAUCUCUUUAAAACAGCUUAAUUCCUUUUUCUCAGGGACUGCUGGGAAAAAGCCAAGCCGAGCCCCAGCAGCAGGGCUAUAUCUGGCCAAGGUAGAAUAUGUAUAA